Messenger RNA from Mesocestoides corti, 1536 nucleotides. NCBI's taxonomy places the organism in Eukaryota, Metazoa, Platyhelminthes, Cestoda, Cyclophyllidea, Mesocestoididae. The record is from the annotation of a GenBank genome assembly.
AUGACCGGCGCAGGAAUCUACGUACUGACGGGAACAGUUAUUCGGGAUCGAUCUGGUCCAGCGAUUUUCCUAUCCUACCUGAUCGCCGGUGUCACGGCAUUUCUCAAUGCACUUUGCUAUGCCGAAUUGGGUUCCCGCAUUCCUAAGGCAGGCUCAGCGUAUUCGUACACCUACAUUGCAAGUGGUGAAUUUCUCGCCUUCAUUAUCGGCUGGUCCGUGAUACUCGAGUACGUGUUGUCGGUGGCGAGUGUGGCCAGAGGGUGGAGUGCCACCAUCGAUGCCAUGACCCAUUCCGCGAUCAGCAACGGGACAAUGGCUGUUUUCGGAAGAUUUCCAGAGAAUACUGAAUUUCUUGGGCAGUAUCCUGACUUCCUCGGAGCUGGAACCGUGAUCGUCCUUGCUUUGCUCCUCUGUUGCGGCGCGAAGCUCUCAGCUCAUUUUAACUCGGUUUUAACCAUACUCAAUUUGAUGGUCAUCGUCCUAGUCACAACCCUGAUGUUCUGUUUACCCGACCCCACGUUGCACGGAUUCGCCCCCAGUUCACAUGGUGGCUUCUUUCCCUACGGUGUUGGUGGCGUGAUCGCUGGUGCUGGGACCUGUUUUUACGCCUUCAUCGGUUUCGACGCAAUCACUGUGAGUGGGGAAGAAGCAACUGAUCCAAAGCGUUCGGUUCCUCUAGCAACGGGAAUUUCCGUUACCUUCGCAACAUGCAUCUUCGUCCUGGCGUCAUCAAGCCUUGUACUUUUUGUUCCUUGGUGGACGGUGGAUAGGCAGGCUGCCUUUACUGCGGCACAGAGAGCAAGGGCGAUCAACUGGGCCACUUAUGUGGCCGGUGUUGGAUCUUUGCUAGGCAUUGGAGCAAGUCUCUUUACCAGCCUCUACGCUAUGCCACGAAUUGUCUACGCAAUGGCAGCUGAUAGACUGCUUCCAGAGUGGAUCGGAUAUGUGUUGCCCUCCACUAAGGUCCCAGUUGUUGCAAUGGCCAUCUUUGGGAGCCUUGCAGCCAUUCUGACGUUCCUCUGUGAUAUUCACACGCUAGCUGAAUUCCUCAGUAUCGGGACGUUGAUAGCCUUCACUAUCGUGUGCAUGAACGUCUGCAUCCUUCGCUAUUGUCAGUUUGAUGUCGAGUCCAAGCUUGACAGCGAGCCGGCACAAGUGGAAACGAAGGACAUCGAACCAGAAGAGGACAUUUAUGAGAUGAAUGAGGUCCAACUUGCGAAGCGGGUACAUCAGAUUGGUUCACUUAAGGCCAAGUUCAAAGACAUUCCUUUGCUGCGUGAUUCAUCGCCCGGCCGCGCACCAAUCGCUGCUUUGAUUAUUUACGUCUUCAGCUCCCUGGUCGUGGCCGCUCUAGCUUUGGUCGGUGUUGAGCAUCUCGUCUCCCUGGCGUGGUGGGCCAUCCUGUUGACAGUGGUUUUUGUUGCGACCGGUCUGACCUGCGUCCUCGUUAUGAUUGCUCACGUGCAGAACAAGUCCUUCGACGCAUUCAAGGUAAUCAAUCACAAGCCCAAAUAUAGCUUCGGAAAAAGAACGUAA